GUCAACAGUGACCUAUGCACCGUGGCGUCGUGCUGUUGCGUUAGAAAAACCCUACACGUUUUCAAUUGGUGAAAAUAACCUCAUGCAGAAUGCUAUGUACGCGUAGGUACCGUAAUAAGAUCGGUCACGUGAGCUUACCCAAUGGUAAGUAUGGCCGGUCUGCGUUCUCUAGUUGCAGUCGUUAUUCUGUUGAGCUGUUUCGCAGCAAUUCGUUGCAGUGACAGUGUAGCUUGGGUGCAAUUUUUGGUCUCUGUUAACGACACUUGGUAUCCUGACGAGUACCACAAGCUCUGCAUUGCUACUGUGAAGACUCCACAGUUAAGACCAAACGAGAAACCCAACAUGACCAACUCAAUUCAAGUAGGAGCUUGUGAUCACGGUCCUCUCGUCUUUUCCGUACAAGGUACCCAGCUGGACAUCACGUUUCAUUCUUCAGUGAUUGAGGACGCGUCUCCGCCAUCCUGCUCCAUUAAUUGGAAUCUUCAAUACAACAAUCCUACAAACUAUGGCACCCGGUAUUCACCGCUACCAGGAUGUGCGACCGCUGAGUCUCGAGAAGGCUAUCACAUGACAUACUACUGGUUCUACAUUCUAGAUUGGCUCAUUGCGUAGAAAUGACAACAUGAUUGCUAUGAACCAAUUGGACACGACAAUUAAUUGUCUGAGAACCAUUUUUAUUACAAAUAGUCUUUCACUGUUUCGAUGUCGCGUUGAAGAUCAUCUUUGUUCCAUGAUGGCAG
Molecule: messenger RNA, 740 nt
Organism: Corticium candelabrum
Lineage: Eukaryota; Metazoa; Porifera; Homoscleromorpha; Homosclerophorida; Plakinidae
Exons: 1
Coding region: 142-612 (156 amino acids)
Source: RefSeq, a predicted model, not a curated record